Messenger RNA from Populus euphratica (Euphrates poplar), 3537 nucleotides. RefSeq names its product U-box domain-containing protein 8-like. Bases 147 to 1271 code for a protein of 374 amino acids. Gene Ontology annotation, biological process: protein ubiquitination. The transcript has 2 exons. Gene Ontology annotation, molecular function: ubiquitin-protein transferase activity; protein binding. The record is from RefSeq and is a predicted model, not a curated record. NCBI's taxonomy places the organism in Eukaryota, Viridiplantae, Streptophyta, Magnoliopsida, Malpighiales, Salicaceae.
CCCUAAACCCCCCUCUCCCUCUCUCACUAUUUAUAGAGAGAGAAACAUACACUGAGUCAACAUAUCUAGUGAGAGAAACAACCCAGAACCCAACAAAACACAAAACAAAACAAAACAAAACCCAGUUUUCUUACAGCCUCAAAAGCAUGGCCACUCACUUGCCUGAUGAUUUCAGGUGUCCAAUUUCUCUAGAAAUCAUGUCCGACCCGGUUAUUCUCUCUUCGGGUCACACCUUUGACCGCUCCUCAAUUCAACGGUGGCGCGACUCCGGCCACCGUACUUGUCCAAUUACCAAACUCCCCUUGCCUGAGCACCCUCGUCUUAUCCCCAACCACGCCUUGAGAAGCCUGAUUUCCAGCUUCACCAUCCCAAAAUCUCAACCAGACCCCGACCCGUGUCGGAACCUGAACCCGGACCAAUCGAAGAAAUACCAAACCCAGCUUCUAAUCUACACUCUCGUGUCCCCAUCUUCGACGCUGGAGUCGAAGCUUCACUCGCUGAGUGAACUCACUAGACUCACCAAGCUGGACUCGGGACCCCGCCGCCAACUUACCGAGUCCGGUGCUGUCUCAGCGGUUCUAAACUGUGUCAACUCGACCGAGUCGGAAAUCCAAGAGAAAGCGCUGGCCCUCCUCCUUAAUCUCUCUCUGGAUGAUGAUAACAAGGUGGGCCUUGUCGCUGAAGGUGUAAUUAGUCGGGUCAUAAAUGUUAUCCGGGCUGGGUCGGCAAGUUCUCGGGCCAUCGGUUGCACAAUUUUGACGAGCUUGGCUGUUGUGGAAGUAAACAAAGCUACAAUCGGAGCCUACCCGAAUGCGAUAAAAACGCUUAUUUGGGUUCUUUAUAGUGGCAAAGGGCGUGAAGUGAGAGAAGCAGCCACUGCAUUGUAUGCAAUUUGUUCAUUUGUUGAUAACAGGAAGCGCGCUGUGGAGUGUGGGGCUGUGCCAAUUUUAAUGAAAAUUGGUGGGAUGGGGCUGGAAAGAGCGGUGGAAGUUUUGAGUUUGUUGGUGAAAUGUAAGGAAGGGAGGGAAGAAAUGAGGAAGGUUAAUGGGUGUUUGGAGGUUUUGGUUAAGGUCAUCAGGAAUGGGAGCGAAAGAGGGGUGCAAUGCGCGCUUUUGACGUUGAGUUGUUUGUGUUGUUUCGCUGAGGAAAUGCGUGUUGAGGCGGAAAAAGAAGGGGUUUUGGAGAUUUGUGUUGGGUUUUUGGAUGACGAGAAUGAGAAAAUUAGAAGACAUGCUUCAAGUUUGGUGCAAACUUUAAGUGGUAGGGGGUAGCAUGAAGAGAUUGUUGGUGGAGGGUGAAGAGUCUUUUGAGGGAUGGAGGUGGAUUUUGGGGUUUGUUUUGGGGAUGUGGGCUUAUUUGGGUUUGUUGGAUAGUUUCGUGUACAAACAAAGGAAUCAGAGGUUUGAUAGGGGAUAUUGGAUAUGUUUUUCUUUUCUUUUCUUUUUAGUUUUGUAAAUUUUAAUAAGUCAAAUCUCUGAAAUUUAAUGGUUGUAGUUGAAAAGGUUUCAAAUUGGAAAAUUGUCUCCAAUCUACUUUUAAUUAUUGCCAUUUCCUUUCCUUUCCUCUUGUUUUUUGAAGGGUUUUACAGUUUUCUUGAUUUUGAUGUUGGCAAAGGAGCAAAUUUAUUGAUAUGGCAACUGUUUCUGUUCUGUCAAGUACUGCGAUUGAAGAUAGUUUGAAUGCAAAAGGAAACAAUAAGAUAUGGUAGCUAUGCUGUUUCUACGUUAUAACAUGUUAAAUCGGAUCCUUUUAAGCUCAAGCCAAUGAUUUAGAUGGCAUUUUCUAGAGUUUAAAACUUCAGCUCAUCGGCAUUGUUCAACAAAUUUGCCUCAUCAUUGCUGUCAUUCCUUCCCACCGAUGGUCUUGGUGCUUUCUUUAUUUUCUUGAAUGCAUCCAUUGAUUUACUCUCUUUUUCGCAUUUUUGACCUUGCUUGGAUUGCUAUUGUUUGUUAUGUUGAGACUGCAAGGUAGGUUAUGGGAUUGGGAUGAACUCUUGCUCCUGUUAUCUAUACAAUUGUGCAUUGACAUACCGGCAUGCUUAGGUAUCAUGAUAGUCUGCUCAAUACUAUAGGUCUUAUGUUACGUUGUUUAAUGUCUUGUGUAGAUAUGAAUCUAUGGAUUUAAUGUCUUGAUUAACAAUAGUUGUCUGAUAGCCAGGCAUGUGGAUGUUAAUAUUUGCAGAGAUUUCCUUCUUGUCCCUCAAGGGUUUCGUGUUGUUGUAACUUGGUUUUCUCAUAGUCCAAAUGAUUUUGCUGAAAUGUGAUUAUCUAUUGCUCCUUUUUUUCACUGAUCACUGCCAUGUUGUGUUCCAUUGCUCAACAAUUAAAUCCAGAAAAUUGCUUGCUUCGGGAAGUUGCAAUGUUCCCCCCCUUUUCCUUCGAGUAUUGUUUAGCAACUUUCGUUGACUGGUUUAGUUUCAUAGAGCUUGUUUUCAAUGAGUAGCAUGCUUUAAUAUCCUUAGCUUGUGUGAAGUGUGUGCCCGUUAUCUUGACCAGUUAAAGGCAUGUAUAUACAUACUCAUGCAUUUACAAGUGUAGGAAGGAUGGACUUGUUAUUGCAGUGUAGUCAGCCUGAAAGUAAAGAUUAGCUGAAAGGCAUUCAAUGCAGAGAUUAAAUGAGGAAGGGUGGUUUGGCUGGACCGUCAGAAUACUAUUGUGUAAGGUCUAUUUGGCUCAAAUGCAUAUAAACUCUAGGAUAACUGCAUGCUCUCUACAUAUAAGCUACACAUAAAGCUUAAAUCUACUGUUAAGUUGCUGUUGCCGCAUUGGUUGGCAAGUCUUGGUUUUGUUUAUCAUUCUCACAGGAAAACUUCUGGUGAAGUUGGUGAUAGCAGCUUGAUAGUGGUUUAGAUCCUGUUCAAGUCACAGGUAGUAGCAAUGAAGCAUCUUAAAUUAUUAUAUUUAUAAAACCGAGGAAGCUUCUUUGUUAGCCAAUUUUGACUUGGUCGGCAACAUGUUUAUCCUGCUUUGGGUAGAAAGCCGGCUGAUGACAUUGAACAUGCGAAUGUGUCUUUGGGUGUAAAAGUCGAUGGUGAAUUGGAUUUCUUUUUGAGAAUAAGAGGAUAAACUUUUCUUGUUUUUGUGUUGAAUAUUUAGGUAGGCGUGGAUUAAAGUAAGUGGUAAAAGAAGCAUCAAGCCGAAGUGAAUGUCUCCAACAAAGACAUUCCCCAACAAAACAAACUGCAAUACCGAUGCAAAAAUGCCAGAUUGGAACGAAGCAGGGCUUCCAAUGGGAUUUUGGAUAUUUGAGUUGUUGGUGUCCCCUCAGUAGGUUGAUGAACUAUAUGAUGGUAAAGUGUUCACUACCUCUUUCUGGUCUGUCGCCAUCGAACACAUGUUGUCUAGCGAGGGGCCGCUGAAUUUAGCCAAAGCCAAAGUAAGGAUCGAACUAUAUGCAAAGAUGCUCUACUAUCUCUUACAAAAAUAAGUAGCUUUUGGUACAUGGAACAUGAUUGGAUUGUACAGGACCUUCAUGGUUAUUGGUAUUUCAUGUUUGGUGCGACCAGGACAAAAAUAGUUCUUGUUUCGUAUCAUGUCC